This is a messenger RNA of Solanum dulcamara, 348 nucleotides long. RefSeq lists its product as uncharacterized. Bases 1 to 348 code for a protein of 115 amino acids. The transcript has a single exon. Lineage: Eukaryota; Viridiplantae; Streptophyta; Magnoliopsida; Solanales; Solanaceae. The record is from RefSeq and is a predicted model, not a curated record.
AUGUCACCCAUACAAGGAGUGGUGAGAUUUAGUAAGAAGGACAAGCUCAGUCCUCGCUAUAUUGGCCCCUUUGAGAUUCGUGACUGUGUAGGGCCACUGUCUUAUAGGUUGUCUUUACCAUCUAGCUUAUCUGGGGACCAUCUAGACUUUUAUGUGCCCAUGCUGAAGAAAUACCAUGGGAAUGGAUAUUAUAUCAUUAAGUGGGACUCAGUUUUACUAGACAAAGAUCUUCAGUAUGAGGAAGAGCCAGUGGCAAUUCCUAAUCGUGAUGUUAGGAAACUGAGGACCAAAGAAAUUAUGUCCAUGAAAGUUCAAUGGAAGCAUCGUCUAGUAGGAGAAGCUACUUGA